This is a messenger RNA of Chlamydomonas reinhardtii, 1213 nucleotides long. RefSeq lists its product as uncharacterized. The coding region runs from base 222 to 830 and encodes 202 amino acids. The record is from RefSeq and is a predicted model, not a curated record. The transcript is spliced from 6 exons. Gene Ontology annotation, molecular function: phosphatidylcholine lysophospholipase A1 activity. NCBI's taxonomy places the organism in Eukaryota, Viridiplantae, Chlorophyta, Chlorophyceae, Chlamydomonadales, Chlamydomonadaceae.
CAUUAGAAUCUGCACGUAUUUAUGACAUGAAAGCUACCACUAUGCGGCUGAGGUCAAAACGAAGUCCAGACGGGAGUUCGGUAGCAGUAAUACCGCAACACAGCUCGCGAAAAGCCUCCGGCCUCCAGAGACUUUUCAGUUUUUUGCUGUUUGGAGCUCAGGCGUCGGCGCGCUUUGGCAGCGGUGUGGGCAGGACCGUGUCCAAUUCGGAAGGUCCCCAAAUGCAUAUUCUAGCGUUCGGCGACUCUUUGACGGAGGGCUACUACAACCACGGCACGCAGUUCCACCCCUACGCCAUCAAGCUGCAGCAGCUGCUGCUGCAGAACGGCUACAGCGUGAAGCUGGAGCAGCGCGGCGAGAGCGGGGAGCUGGUCACGCGGAGCAUGGUAAACCGGCUGCCGGCGCUGCUGCGGGAGAGCGAGGCGCGCGGCGUCAAGUACGGCUGGGUGAUCAUCCUGGGCGGCAUCAACGACCUGGGCUGGCACAAGGAGCCGGCGGAGGUGUGGGCGGGGCUGCGGCAGAUGUACGAGGCGGUGGGGAGGCACGGCGCGCAGGCGCUGGCGCUGACCUGCAUGGAGACCGCCUACCAGCUGGGUGACGAGAAGCGGGUGGAGCUGAACAACCUCAUCCGCACCGCACCCGCCGAGUUCCCGCACGUCAAGCUGCUGGACCUGGAGAAGGCGCUGCCCUUCCCCCGCGACAAGUCCGACCCCGCCGCAGUGGCCGAGUGGGACGACGGCCUGCACCUCAGCCCCGCGGGGUACGACCACAUGGGCGCACUCAUAUACGGGGCGCUGAGCGCGCACCUGGGGCCGGAGGCGCGCGGCUAGCAGGAGGAGGUGGUGGGGGUGGGGGUGGUGGUGUGCGGGUGGUGGGAGAGGGUGGUGGUGGGUGAUGGUGAGAGGUGAUGGUGAUCGGCGGGUGGGACUGUGUGGCGAAUGCUUGUGAGGGCGGGUGCAGGUGGCUGUGGCAAGCGGGCUUUUGGGGAGUGGUCGCAGUAAAGUGGAGAGGAGUGGAGUGAUAUCGGAUGAUUGGCUGACAGACGCUGCAGCAGCGUGCGCAGUGGGACAGUUAUGUAUUGUUCAGGUUUGCACGUAAAUGAGGUGCACACAAGCUGGCAGGCAGGCGGGCACAGGUACUUCCUGUAUGCGCGGCGAGUCCGUACGUGACAUACUGACAUGCCAGGAUUCAGCACUGUUUGCGCUGUAACGUU